AUGCAGAUUUGUAACAUCAAUAUGCCACUUUCAUCAAAUCCAAGCAAAGAGGAGCAAAGGCUUCAAGAGAAUCACAAUCGGACCAAGUUCUGGAAGAAAUGGGGAACCUAUGUAUCUGAACGUUGCUGGGGGGUGCCCAGAGAAGACUAUACAGAUUCAGGAGAAAGCUGGGAGUUUGACUUUGACAUGUCGAGAAGCCGUGUGUUUAGAUGGACAGAGCAAGGUAUGGCCGGAGUUAGUGAUAAUCAUCAGUAUCAGUGCAUAACCAUGGCUCUUUGGAAUGAGAACGAUCCUUUCUUGAAGGAUAGUUUAUUUGGGUUACCGGGUGGUUCUUCUGCCAAUAGCGGCAAUCAUGGUGAGGAUGUCAAGGAAUUGUAUUAUUAUCUUGAUAAUACCCCUACCCAUUCGUAUGCGAAGUACUUAUACAAGUACCCUAUUGGAAAGUUUCCUUACGACCAAAUUAAGGACGGUAACUCUAAGCGUACCAAAAAUGACCCUGAGUUUGAGAUUACGGAUACGGACGCUUUCAAGGAUAACAACUAUUUUGAUGUGAUCUUUGAAAUGGCCAAGAGCGAUGAUGAUCCUGAAGAAAUUAACUUUAGAAUCACUGCUUAUAACAGAUCAGGCUCUACGGCUCCAAUACAUAUCAUUCCCCAAAUGUUUUUCAGAAACACGUGGGCUUGGAACUUGGAAGAGGUAAGUGAUAAGAAUAAGUCUAAGCCAAAGUUAUCGCAGGACUCUUCCUACUCAAUCAAGUCUGAGCACUUUGAAUUGGGUACAAGACGAUUUGUGUUUGCUGCUGCUCCGGGAGCUUCUGAGGGUUCACCUGAUGUCGAACCUAAGUUCUUAUUCUGUGAUAACGAUAGUAAUCUUAAGAAGCUCUACCAUGUAGAGAAUAAGGCUGAUUACUUUAAAGAUGGAUUUCAUGAGUACAUAGUUGAUGAAAAGACUGAUGCUAUUAAUCCAGAUCACUAUGGUACCAAAGCCUGUGCCUGGUUUGUAUUCGAUGAUAAUGGAGGUGUUCCGUCCGGCGAAUAUGUCACAGUCAGAUAUAAAAUGACCUGUGAUAUGAGUGACGAGGCUCUCAGUAUCGACGAAGAUCAAUUCGAUAGCAUCUUUGGCAAGCGUUUAGCGGAAGCUGACGAGUUCUAUUGGAAUGUCUCGCCACUUCCAAUUCCAUCUUCUCUGAGAAAUGUUCAACGGCAGGCAUUCAGUGGAUUGCUGUGGUCGAAGCAAUUCUAUCACUUUAUCCACGACUAUUGGUAUCAGGGAGAUCCAGAUUCGGAUCUUCCUCCUACAGUGGGAAGGGCCAAUGGUAGAAAUAAGGAGUGGAAGAACCUAUACAAUCGUGAUAUUCUUUCCAUGCCGGACAAUUUCGAGUAUCCGUUCUAUUGUUCCUGGGAUACUGCUUUCCAUACUAUACCGUUAGCGAUGAUUGAUCCUGAAUUUGCUAAGAGGCAGCUUGACCUAUUGACUAGAGAAUGGUACAUGUCCCCACAGGGACAAAUUCCAGCUUAUGAGUGGAACUUCUCUGAUACAAAUCCUCCCGUUCAAGCCUGGGCGGCCUAUCGUGUCUACAAGAUUGAAAAGAGAAUGUAUGGCGUAGGUGAUCGUGUCUUUUUGGAGCGUGUUUUCCAAAAGUUUCUCAUUAACUUUACAUGGUGGGUCAAUCAAAAGGAUGGCGAUGGAAACGGUAUUUUUGAAGGAGGAUUCCUUGGUUUAGACAACAUCAGUCUUUUCAAUCGUUCUGAACCUCCAGCUGACGUCGAGUUAUUCCAAUCAGAUGCAUCUGGAUGGAUUGCCUGGUACGCAUUGACAAUGAUGAAUAUUGCAUUGGAAUUGGCAAGAGAGAAUCCGGUUUAUGAGGAUAUAGCUUCCAAGUUCUUUGAGCACUAUUUGUUGGUGGCAGAUGCUAUGACAUUUCUCAAUAAGUCGACCAGUGAUACCGAUAAUGGACCCUCUGAGGAAGCUCUUUGGGAUGAAGAAGAUCAAUUUUUCUAUGACAGAAUCCAUUGGGGCCAGAACCAUACCAGUCCCAUGAAAGUUCGUUCAUUGGUCGGUCUUAUUCCACUUUUCGCCACCACUACUAUCGAGCCGGAAGUUUUACAAAAGUUCCCCAACUUCAACAAAAGACUCCAGUGGUUGGCCAAAAACAAGUCAUAUUUGGUCAAGAGGCAUAUCGCCUUGAUGGAAGUGAAAGGUUCUGGUAAUAGACUCUUGCUUUCUUUGGUCAACAAAGACAGACUUGUGGCCAUCUUAAAAAAAGUGUUCGACGAAAAGGAAUUCUUAUCUGCCUAUGGUAUCAGAUCUUUGUCUAAAUAUCAUGAGAAACAUCCUGUCUCAAUGAAUAUUAACGGCGAAGAGUUCUCUGUUAAGUACUUGCCCGGCGAAUCAGACUCUGGUAUGUUCGGUGGUAAUUCAAACUGGCGUGGACCUAUAUGGUUCCCAACAAACUUCCUCCUCAUCGAGUCUCUACUAAGAUUCUAUUUAUACUAUGGUUCGAACUUGAAAGUGGAAGUACCCUCAGGAAGUGGAGACAUGCUGAACCUUGGUCAAGCUGCAGAGGAAAUACAACAGAGGCUUAUUCAUAUAUUUAUUCCCGAUGUCAACGGCUAUCGUGCGUAUAACGGCCAGCCAGCUGACGAGAAGAAAGUUGGCGAAGAGGAAGCCCUUAGACAAAACUCUGUGUUGGAUUUGCUCGAUAAGGAUGCUUAUUUCAGGAAGCUUACAAACUUCUACGAGUACUUUGAUGGCGAUACCGGACGAGGCAUGGGUGCAAAAUGGCAGUGUGGGUGGACUGCAUUGGUUGCCCGGAUGAUUCAGGACGUUGGUGUGAUAUGCAGAGCACCAAGAACGCCUGUGAGACGGAGAUCGUACUACAAUGAAGAUGAAAUCUUGCAUUACGAACCAGGCAGCUCACCCUUUCCCCUGCUCCAAAGUCGUAAGUCAGGCAGAUCUUUGUAUGACUUAACGGCUCACAAGUUAGAGAUUGGCGAGGAAGAAGCAGAGAGUCGAAUGCCACCAAAUCUUAGUAGACAGACUUCUGCCAAGAGCGCAGCAUCUGCUAAGACGGUGGACUCCGAUGCUUCGAUGCACGAUGUCUUCCUCCGCCAUGUCAGAGACGCUAUGUCGAGAUUUAAGAUCUCCCCUGACGAGGUUAACAUCAGCAGUGAAGAGUUCGAAACACAUACAAAAUAA
Brettanomyces nanus is the source of this 3198-nucleotide messenger RNA. RefSeq lists its product as uncharacterized. The transcript is spliced from 2 exons. Gene Ontology annotation, biological process: oligosaccharide metabolic process; protein N-linked glycosylation. Gene Ontology annotation, molecular function: Glc3Man9GlcNAc2 oligosaccharide glucosidase activity. The record is from RefSeq and is a predicted model, not a curated record. NCBI's taxonomy places the organism in Eukaryota, Fungi, Ascomycota, Pichiomycetes, Pichiales, Pichiaceae. Gene Ontology annotation, cellular component: endoplasmic reticulum membrane. Bases 1 to 3198 code for a protein of 1065 amino acids.